Molecule: messenger RNA, 3917 nt
Organism: Hemicordylus capensis (graceful crag lizard)
Lineage: Eukaryota; Metazoa; Chordata; Lepidosauria; Squamata; Cordylidae
Gene: RAD54L
Product: RAD54 like
Exons: 18
Coding region: 799-3033 (744 amino acids)
Biological process (GO): reciprocal meiotic recombination; double-strand break repair via synthesis-dependent strand annealing
Cellular component (GO): nucleus
Molecular function (GO): DNA translocase activity; ATP binding; ATP-dependent chromatin remodeler activity
Source: RefSeq, a predicted model, not a curated record
CCUCGGCCGCUCUGCUUGGGUGGAUCCAAGCAGCCACGUCCUGCGCGGGCUCCAUCUCCAUUACUUUCCCUCCCUCGCUUCUCUCUCAUCCCUUGCCAUUUCCUGUGUGUCACGCCUACCGACAGGAUGCUAGAGCUAAUCGAUAGCAGCGGAGUUCUCGAUCGCUGUUCCAUCGGUCGGGCCUGACGGGGGCGGAGCGGAGCAGCGCGGGAAAUAGUAAAAGAGGAAAGCGAAGCAGCUGGCCAGGGCUGCGGGCGGCUUCGCCAUCCUUCCCUUCUACUCUGCUGCUGCUCCUCCUUUGCCUUGCAUGCCUGUGUGCUUCUCACGCUGUGAGCGUUAGAAUCCCGCCACCCAGGAGCUCGCGGGGCCUUCCCUCCAGCCACCGCUCCUCCCUUCCUUAACUGUCCAAACCAUCCCGGGGGACAGCGCUGCGUAGGGUGCCGCUGACUGAGCCGUCUCCCUAAGAAUCUCCUUUUGCCUGCCAUUUUCCGUGGCUUAAUCAGCUGCCAGUCCAACUGUUCUCGCCAUGCUCUGUGUUCCUAGCUCUUUCGCUUGAACUGGCUUAUAUAUGGCUUGUCUCUUUCACUCUCAGGAGGCCUGCCUGCCGCCUUUGCUUCUAAAACAGAUCGCUACGGUUUGGCCCCUGUUCUUCUUCCUAGAUCUCCCCCACCCCACGAAUCGUACCUUCCUUUUUGUCUAAAUGCUGGCGUUGCCAGGAAUUUCUGUUCUCCUCAGUCUCUGCACUUACUAGUGCCUUUGAACCUGUGUACAGAUGGAAAAUAACUCCCCUGGGAGGAAAUGAGGAGAAGCCUGGCUCCUAGUCAAUUGGCCAAGAGGAAGUCAGGAGGUGGUGGCUUUGAGGAGGAUGAAGACUGGCAUCCUGAAGCUUCUGCAAAGAAGCGGAAACAUGGAAGCAAGGCUGAAAACAGGGAGUGUUAUAUGUCACCUUUUCGGAAACCCUUGGCUCAGUUGACCAAUCGACCACAUUGCCUUGAUGGCAGUAAACAUGAGGCCUUUAUCCGCAGCAUUUUGUCAAAACCUUUCAAAGUACCUAUUCCAAACUAUACAGGCUCACUGGGUUUUAGGGCCCUGGGUAUCAAACGGGCAGGGGUAAGGCAUUCUCUCCAUGAUCCUUUUGAAGAAGGUGCUUUGGUGCUGUAUGAGCCUCCACCCCUGAGUGCGCAUGAGCAACUGAAGAUAGACAAGGACAAAGUGCCUGUUCAUGUUGUGGUGGAUCCUAUUCUCAGUCGCAUUUUACGACCCCAUCAGAGAGAGGGGGUGAAGUUUCUUUGGGAGUGUGUGACGAGCCGUCGGAUCCCUGGGAGUCAUGGCUGCAUUAUGGCGGAUGAAAUGGGUCUGGGUAAGACCUUGCAGUGUAUCACUCUAAUGUGGACACUCCUGCGCCAAAGUCCAGAUUGCAAGCCUGAAAUCGACAAGGCAGUUGUGGUCUCGCCCUCCAGCCUGGUGAGAAACUGGUACAAUGAAGUGGGUAAAUGGCUUGGAGGAAGGAUCCAGCCACUGGCUAUUGAUGGAGGCUCCAAGGAGGACAUAGACAAUAAGCUAGUUGGAUUUAUGAAUCAGCGAGGCCUAAGAGUCCCAUCUCCCAUCCUGAUAAUUUCCUAUGAGACAUUCCGCCUUCAUGCUGAAGUUCUUCAGAAAGGGAGUGUUGGUCUGGUCAUAUGUGAUGAGGGCCACAGACUGAAGAACUCGGAAAACCAAACCUACCAGGCUCUCAACAGUUUGAAAACACCACGCCGGGUGCUCAUUUCAGGAACUCCAAUUCAGAACGACCUCCUUGAAUACUUCAGUUUGGUACAUUUUGUCAACUCAGGCAUUCUAGGGACAGCCCAAGAAUUUAAAAAGCACUUUGAAAUUCCUAUCCUGAAAGGCAGGGAUGCAGAUGCGACUGAAACAGAGAGGCACAAAGGAGAGGAGAGACUUAAAGAGCUCAUCAGCAUUGUGAACAGAUGUCUCAUUAGGAGGACUUCAGAUAUUCUAUCCAAGUAUCUGCCUGUGAAAAUUGAGCAAGUAGUAUGCUGCAGGCUGACUCCCCUUCAGGCUGAGCUGUACAAACGCUUCCUGAAUCAAGCAAAACCAGCUGAAGAUCUGAAAGAUGGAAAGAUCAGUGUUUCAUCUCUCUCCUCAAUCACGUCUCUAAAAAAGCUCUGUAACCACCCUGCACUGAUCUAUGAGAAGUGUGUAGAAGAAGAAGAAGGGUUUGUGGGUGCUCUGCAGUUGUUUCCUCCUGGCUAUGGCACUAAAUCCCUAGAACCUCAGCUCUCAGGAAAGAUGCUGGUCUUGGACUACAUCCUUGCAGUUACCAGGAGUAGCAGUAAUGAUAAAGUAGUUCUAGUCUCCAAUUAUACUCAGACACUGGACCUCUUUGAAAAACUCUGCAGAACUAGGAGGUAUCUGUAUGUUCGUCUGGAUGGCACCAUGUCCAUUAAAAAGAGAGCAAAGAUAGUGGAACGUUUCAACAGUGUUUCUAGUCCUGAAUUUAUUUUCAUGCUGAGUAGCAAAGCUGGUGGCUGUGGCUUAAAUCUCAUUGGAGCGAACAGACUUGUCAUGUUUGACCCUGACUGGAAUCCAGCUAAUGAUGAACAAGCCAUGGCCCGUGUGUGGAGAGAUGGCCAGAAGAAGACUUGCUAUAUCUAUCGAUUGCUUUCGACGGGGACCAUUGAAGAAAAGAUCUUCCAGCGACAGACUCACAAGAAGGCUCUCAGCAGCUGUGUGGUAGAUGAGGAGCAAGAUGUGGAAAGACACUUCUCUCUUGGGGAACUAAAGGAGCUUUUCACUCUUAAUGAGUCUACUACAAGUGAUACCCAUGACAAGAUCAAGUGUCGUCGCUGUGUGAAUGGCCAUCAAGUCAGGCCACCUCCAGAGGGAUCUGACUGCACCUCUGACCUAUCCCAGUGGAACCACUGUGCUGAAAAACGAGGGCUCCAGGAUGUUGUCUUGAAGACUGCUUGGGAUGCUGCUGUUACCUUCACCUUCCAUCAUCAUUCUCAUGAGGAGCAACGGGGGAUAGCAUGACAACUAGUUUCCUGAAACCCAAGCUAUUUCAUUUUCUUAAUAAGAGGAUGAAUACUUCUACUUGUUACUUUGAUAGACAGCACUUGCUUCUUCCAGUAACUGAAAGAACUUCCACUGCUGUAUUACCAGUUCUCUCAAUUAAAAAACUGAGGGCUGAAUCACUUGAGCAGAGCAGACCAUACAAGUGGAACACUGGAGAAGCAAGUGUUUAAUACAACCCCAAGUAUUUGGCAGUGAAGAAACCAAAGAUGAAAGGGGAUCACUGCCAGAAAGUGCUAAUAACUUGAAAUAUGAGUAGGUGAGAUGGUUGACACUUGACUAAGACCCAGAGGACUAGAGAAGAAGCCAUAAUGGAUUCAAUAAUUGUAUGCCUUAUAAUCAGACUGACAGUCUUGGGUUUUUUCAGCUUAUUUUGUUGCUGCAUCAACAAAAUCACCUAUUUUUAGCCUAUUACAAGAGAAUUUUUAUAUCAGCUCCAUUAGAUAAUUCAGAAUUAAGAUCUCUAUUAAACUUCUACAAUAAAGUUGCAAGUGAACUGUUUAAACCAGUGUCCCGGGGACUAAGAGAAAGCAAGGUAAUAUGCUUGUAAUGUGACUAACUAUAUUGCAAGAUGAAAGACCCAGGCAGGUGAAUUUCUUUUGCUGUAGCAUGCAAGAUUUUGAAGUGUUGAACUGGGGAAAGCUUCAUUUUCCAAAAGCAGAGGCAUUUGCUUUGUCUACUGAUUUUUAUUUUCAACUGAAAGUUGGAAGAUAAAUUAUGGUUGUAAAAUUCUAGUCUGCCCUUGUGCGUAGUAGAAAAAAAUCAAUGGGUUUGUUUUCAUCUCAUUAGAAUUGGUCCUCUGGACUAUAUUGCUUGCUUUAAAGAUUAAAAACCUUUACUUUGAA